Molecule: messenger RNA, 375 nt
Organism: Carya illinoinensis
Lineage: Eukaryota; Viridiplantae; Streptophyta; Magnoliopsida; Fagales; Juglandaceae
Exons: 2
Coding region: 1-375 (124 amino acids)
Source: RefSeq, a predicted model, not a curated record
AUGGCACUAAAACUGGACAUGAGCAAGGCUUAUGACAGGAUCAAAUGGGUUUUUCUAGAAGAAGUCCUUGGUAGAAUUGGCCUUGAGAAGGAGCUGGCAGAUGAGAUCAAGGAAGCAAUACUUCAUUCAGUUGGACUGAGAGAAGCAAGGAGCUAUGAGAAGUACCUGGGAUUACCAUCGUAUGUUGGCAAGCACAAAAUGGCAGCUUUUCGACCAGUCUUGGAGAGCAUAAGAUCCCAAAUGCAAAAUUGGACAAUUAAGUUCCUGUCACAAGCUGGAAAGGAGGUGCUUCUAAAGGCUAUAGUCCAAGCAAUUCCCACUUACUGCAUGAGCAUUUUCAAGCUACCAAAAACCAUCUUGAAUGCCAUCAAAUAA